Acanthochromis polyacanthus (spiny chromis) is the source of this 6384-nucleotide messenger RNA. It is a transcript of the gene kcna2b, whose product is annotated as potassium voltage-gated channel, shaker-related subfamily, member 2b. Lineage: Eukaryota; Metazoa; Chordata; Actinopteri; Pomacentridae. Gene Ontology annotation, cellular component: dendrite; membrane; axon terminus. Gene Ontology annotation, biological process: potassium ion transmembrane transport; protein homooligomerization. Gene Ontology annotation, molecular function: protein binding; delayed rectifier potassium channel activity. The record is from RefSeq and is a predicted model, not a curated record. The transcript is spliced from 3 exons. Bases 678 to 2183 code for a protein of 501 amino acids.
UUUCUAAAUGCUGUUUUAUUGGGUUUCUCGUGAAUCCAUUUAUUUAUUUAUCCUCGUGUUUGGUUUAAAAACGCUUUCCUCUGGUAGUGGGCGACGCUUCCUCUUUAAUGUGAAACAGCGAGGACAGGAGUGUCGGGAAAAGGGGGGAGCGCAGAGGGAUGGGGCGAGGCGCGCACGGAGCUCUUAGUAUGCGCUGCAAUGCCCAACUGCAGCCCACGCACCUCAACUAAGGUGAAAUAUGGUGAAAUAUGAGAGUCACGGGAAGAGCCGGCAGCUCGACAACAGUUAGUCGUGAUGAGAUGACACAGCCGCCGGACAGAUUAGUCCAAUAAAUAGGGAAGGAUUGGAGAUAAUGUGAAGGCGCGGACGAACGACCUCAAGGCACCUUUUAAGAGGAGACAAACUGGAUAAAAAAAACACAUACAUGCGUAACGAGAGAAUCGCGAGCCGGAGCUUCUGGUGAUACAUGAUUUGACAGAAAGGACCUGAGAGGGUGGGCUGACUUUGGACCGGACACUUCUAUAGAGCCCAGAGGACAAACUGUGAAAGAGCCUGACAAGUGCAAAUAGGUUUUCCUGCCAGUGCCUGAACCCACGAGUGUGUGAAGCCUUUAUCUUCCUCAAGGCCCAGCGUGGCCCCACCUUGUCUGAAAGCUGCAGGUCCCAUCUUGUUCCAUCAUGACGGUUGCUACCAGCGACCCUGCCGACGAAGCGGCAGCACAUCCAGGCCAGCCUCACGACCAGUACGACCCAGAGCCGGAUCACGAGUGCUGCGAGAGGGUGGUCAUCAACAUUUCAGGGUUGCGUUUUGAGACGCAGCUAAAGACACUCUCCCAGUUUCCAGAGACGCUACUAGGUGAUCCAAAAAAAAGGAUGAGGUAUUUUGAUCCUCUCCGGAAUGAGUAUUUCUUUGACCGGAAUCGGCCAAGUUUUGAUGCAAUUCUAUAUUACUACCAGUCUGGAGGGAGACUACGCCGGCCUGUUAACGUGACCCUAGACAUAUUUUCUGAGGAGAUCCGGUUUUAUGAACUUGGUGAGGAGGCUAUGGAAAUCUUCAGGGAGGAUGAAGGUUUCAUAAAGGAAGAAGAGAGGCCUCUGCCAGAGAAUGAGUUUCAGAGGCAAGUGUGGCUUCUGUUCGAGUACCCAGAGAGCUCAGGACCAGCUCGCAUCAUUGCCAUCAUCUCCGUCAUGGUGAUUCUCAUCUCGAUUGUCAGCUUCUGUCUGGAGACAAUGCCAGUUUUCCGAAAUGAUGAUGCAGAAAUGAUGAAUCAUUUUCUAUUCGAGUACGGGUCCAACAGCACCUCUACCGAUUACAGCUCACCAUAUUUUACAGAUCCUUUCUUCAUCGUAGAGACCCUCUGCAUCAUCUGGUUCUCUUUUGAGUUUCUUGUUAGAUUCUUUGCCUGUCCAAGCAAAGCUGGAUUUUUUGGCAACAUCAUGAACAUCAUUGAUAUUGUGGCAAUCAUUCCUUACUUCAUCACCCUGGGCACAGAGCUAGCGGAGCGCCCAGAGGACAGCAUGGGAGGCCAGCAAGCUAUGUCUUUGGCUAUUCUCCGUGUAAUUCGUCUGGUGAGGGUGUUUCGUAUCUUCAAACUGUCUCGUCACUCUAAAGGUCUCCAGAUAUUAGGACAGACGCUAAAAGCCAGCAUGCGUGAGCUGGGCCUCCUCAUCUUCUUCCUGUUUAUCGGCGUUAUCCUCUUCUCUAGUGCAGUCUACUUCGCGGAAGCAGAUGAAGAACACUCCCAGUUCAACAGCAUCCCCGAGGCCUUUUGGUGGGCAGUGGUUUCCAUGACCACUGUAGGCUAUGGAGACAUGGUCCCAACAACGAUUGGAGGGAAGAUCGUGGGGUCUCUCUGUGCAAUUGCCGGUGUGCUGACUAUCGCCCUGCCUGUACCUGUCAUUGUGUCUAACUUCAACUACUUCUACCACAGAGAAACAGAGGGUGAGGAACAGGCACAGUAUCUGAACAUUCCAAGUGUGCCUAAAGCCAGCUCAGCUGAUGAUCUGAAGAAAGAAGGUCGAAGCGGCAGUGGAUCAACUCUCAGCAAAUCUGACUAUGUGGAGAUCCAGGAGGCUGUGAACCAUAGCACCGAGGACUUCAGACCAGAGAGCAGGAAAACAGGAAACUGCACCUUGUCCAACACCAACUAUGUAAACAUCACUAAGAUGCGUACAGAUGUAUAAUGUGAGCUGUUGUAUGCGGGUAGCAUUUGCCAGGAUCUACAGAGGUUGUAGCAGGAAUAUGGAGGUGUGACUCCCAGUACUGCCCAACAUAGGGGACCAGUACGGAAGUAGACCAAGCAGAAGACUGAGGUUAACAUGGAGAAAGGGUCAACAGAGAACAACCCAUGUUCUUCUACAUCAUAUGGACCUAUCAGUGCAUAUCAGAAUACUGCCACCCAUCUUAUUUAGGACAUUGUUAGUGUCUGCAUGGCAUUAGUCUUACCUAUGUGACAAUAGUUGUCCUGCUUGCAACAGUAGCCAAAUAGUAGCUUAACCUCUAAUAAUUAAUACUACCAACAUAAAGGGACCACUAGUUUAAACUUUUGUGCUCAAACUGCUCUAGAGAAAAUAAGUGAAACAAUAACUUACAUCAGACACCCUUUUUCCUUUUUACAUGUAACUUAACCUACUACCUUGUGAUUAACACAAGCCAUAUUAUCAGCAUUCAAGAACAACUAAAAUCUGCUGCUCUAACUGCCAAGGUCCUGACUCAGAGGAAGACAUAUUGCUGAGAUCACAGCUGUUGUAUCAGGGCAGCACUGAACUGAGCAACACAGAGAAUAAGAGAGAAUUAUAGGAAUAUCUUUAUGACCAAAUGGUCAAUUUUGAUUUAUUUUUUUAUUUAUUUUAUUUUGCUUUCUCUAUCAAAGAAAAUGCACUACCAUUCAUCCUUUGGCUCUCACUAGAUCCUGUCUGCAAGUUAGUGGCCUCUGUAGGGACCAACAGAUUGAAGACUGUGCUGUAAUUCUGGACCACAGUAGCACACCAAGUUCUUUUCCUGCCGUUUCUUCUUGAUGAAGCUCAAGUGGAUUUACAGUAUGUAUGUAAUGUGUAGACACUUGCCAAGACUCUGCCUUUUUAUUGUCUGUAACCAAUGCAGACUAACAGGUUAACAACAGAAAUAUCUCUCUAAAUGGAAUAUCUUGUUAGUUUUUGAUGUGUGUUCAUUUGAUUUGUAAUUAUGUAUGGUUUUUUUUUAGUAAUAUGAUUAAUACAUGAUGAAUGUGGGCUUCUCACCAAUAUUUUUAUAUUUUUCAUGCCUAAUGUGGAGUGAGAGACAGAAUAUUUUCGUUGUAGUGUUUGGAGUGAGUGCCUAUUUGUUCAUCCUCUUAACUGUACUUUCAAGUGUGUCUCUGGCUGCCGCUGUCACAGACGUACAGUGUAAAGUGUUCAGUUUGACUCCACUGCCCAGCAAAGAUGUUGCUGUUCUUGACUUCAUAGCAUUCCAUGUUUGUAGGAGUAGAUAAAAUGAGAUUAAGGGGCAAAUGGAUUACAUUUUAGUGAGUUGUCUGAAGUUAAUGUCAACACAGUUUUGGAAUUAAGGCAACAAAGUUAACUCGUCUGAUGUUUAAUUAAUUAAGGAUUUAUGGUAGUUACCCCAAAGGCUUAAAAUCACAGAUUUGCAAGUAAAGCGCUAAAAUAUUAAAUAAGAGAGACCUUUAAGGUCCAUCGAUUGUCAUACCAGCAGUGCCAGUUUUGUACUGAGUCUUGCUGGUUAUCUGAUAUGGAGCAAAGUCAGCCUCAAAGUUUACUUUAAGUUUACUUGUGGUACCUAGAAGCCCAUUAGCAAUUAGCAUUACUGGUAAACGUGACUAAUCAGACCGAAACCACUGCCACAUCAUUUUAGCCUUUCAUGCCUACAUUCCUCUUGAUUUCUCGCCUUAACAAAUACAUCAGAAUUAGUCAACUUUGUCUGCCUCUGCAACAAACUAAAAACAAACAAAAAUGUGUUCCCAUUUUUUUUUUUUUGCUGCGUGCUGCCACCUGGCACACUGCAUCUCGAGUUGGAAAAGACAGUUUAUUUGUCUUAGUAGUUCUGUUUGUCUUAUUUUGUAUCCAUGCAAUUUCAGCAAUCAUUCCAGUGGUCCAUUGUGACGAUAUAAUAGAGGACGUAGCUUAUGUGUCCUUUUUAUCAAAAAAUGCUAUUCUGCUUUUGUAGAGCUGCAUGUCCUGUAAAGUAGUCAUUGUAGCAUGCAUUAGUAUGAAUAAUAUUCAAACAGCAAACUGACUUAAAUAUGUUCCUAUGUCUCUAGAAGAUUAGUGCUUGCAUCGCAAUCCAUGUAAAAUACUUAUGUGUUCACGAGGCAAUUUGUUAUCUCUAGUGUUAUGUAGAUUAAGGGAGUAACAUCAGCUUCAACAUGAGAGGAAACAGGUUAAGUUUGAGAGGUGUAGAAAACACAGCAUGGUGAGGUGAGACUUCAAAUUUAUACUCUGGAUUCCAGAUCAGGGAUUCUUAUGCCUAAGACCCACAGUUAAUAAAUAUUAACUAACAUCCCACUACCUUCACUUCUAUAGACUUUACAGUCUUUUGCAGUCACAACCUAAGUAACUGUGUCACAUAAUCAAAGCACAACAGCUACGAUCUGCCGCCAGUCCAAUGGAUGCACCAGAGAUUCAUAGUUGGUCAGUCAGAGUUUUUGCUCGACCAAGUGUAUCAUAAUGCUCCAAGGAACUGUCUGAGUGCCCCAACCUCUGAUAUAUAGCUCCAUCACACUGUGUGUGCAGUGUCGUCUGUGCAUGAGUGUGUGAGAGAGAAAGAGUGUGGGAUCGUGAGAGAAACUGAGAGCUUUUAGAUGCACGCAGGCUGAGGGCGUAGCUUUUAGAGACUAUGCGGUAGGAGUUUUGGAAAACACUGCUUUUCUUGAAUCCAGAUCAGGAUGACAAUGGUGCUCAGUGAGUGCACUCUAUCCCAUCUAGGCACGUUGUUUACAGUCUGUCUACUGUACAGUAUAUAUUCAACAUAUGCACAUAGUAUAUUGAGGAACAAAACUGAAAGUAAUGUGCUACUACACUCGCUACAGAUUAGAUCUAUGAGCAUGUGUUGACUUUUGAGAUAAAGUGCAGCCUCAGCCGUGGCCUGUUACAUGGGAUGGAAGAGAGGAAAUACAAGGAAGGAGAGGAAAUGUAGGGAAGGAAAAUGGGAUAAUGAAAGUAAGAUAACACUUCCCACACCCUUCUGUGCUUUUUGCUCUGAUGUGUACUUGUAUUUCUCUAAACUGUUCUUGACCACCUAUGCCACUUUAAGCUUGACCUGAACUGCUGUCUUCUCUGCUCUUGUUACCAAGCACACAAUUGAAGUGACACUCUGUCAAGAUAAAAAGCACUCUCUUGGAGAAGCCAACAGGGCUGCACAUCAGGAUCUGACCAAGGAAGUCACAUCAUCUCUGUACUUCACAACAUAAACGACAGGACAUUUAUACACCGCCGGGCAUUUGAACAUAUAUGGCCCGUGUACACACACUGCCUGUGAACAGGAACCUUUACGGACAUGUCUGCUGUCAAGACACAUGUCCACCUGUGGCUUUAUCAGACUUGAAGGUCACAAUGGACUUAAACCUGCUGCUGGUGGGUUUACACACCUGUAGCCAUGUAAAUGUAUCAAAGACUUACAGCUGCUUUAAUGAUGUCUUAAAAUGCCUAAAGCUUCAGCUUUAAAACAAGCUUCUGCCAUGUAUAGAUUCCUGUGUAGUAGGGAAUCAAGAUGUAUGCUUGCUGAAUUCAUGAAACUAAAGUUGUAUAAUAAGGGUAUUCUCUCAGCUUUGGUAUGCUCCAGGGACAAUAUAUGGAAGUAUAUUAAGAAAUAUAUAUAUAAAACAUUUCUAUGACAACCUUGUUUGUGUCAUCAGACAGUUUAAAACUGAUCUGUUUGUUUUUUUCACCAUGUUUUUCUAUUUGAAUGUCAGCAUUUUGCUCAUCUUUGAGCCUCACACAGUACAGGGACUGAGGUUUGCCUAAAAAAACACAUGCAGGCCUUAGUCGAAUAGAUUCUGUAUUAUUCUGUCAUAUCUGUCUUAAUACAUGUUUACCCCCAGACACCAUCUCCACUUAAUCUACUUUAUCUGCCUUCUUCAACUUUCUGCCAUUCACAUAUAUAUGUGGAUGAAACUCAGAUAAUCCUCAGUCCCUUGACUGUAUUGCUGUUAUGGUGGUCAAUGCUCAGCUAUCUGUUAAACAACUGUUUGUUUUCUGCCAUUGUAUGGAAAAGAUUGAACCAAGAUGCAAACUGUACAUUGUUAAACACAAAGUAAAAAUGGAUCUGAAUACUUGUCAUGCCCUUUACAUGGACUUUAAAUGAAUACAAAGUGAUCAGUAGAGAAUAUUAUUAUAUAAUUGUAAAUUAAUAAAAGUAUUAUAAAUGAUAACAUCUUUAUGAUAACCUCAA